Messenger RNA from Truncatella angustata, 1497 nucleotides. RefSeq lists its product as uncharacterized. Lineage: Eukaryota; Fungi; Ascomycota; Sordariomycetes; Amphisphaeriales; Sporocadaceae. The transcript has a single exon. The coding region runs from base 338 to 1279 and encodes 313 amino acids. The record is from RefSeq and is a predicted model, not a curated record.
UCUGCAGAGGCGACUUCAACUAAUUGCCUACUUUUGUGCAAAAGUCGGCCCCUUCAAGUGAAUGGCUUGACUAUUCUCGGCAUAUAGCAUUCCAGUCUCAUGGGAAUUGCGAGAGGCGACGCCGUUUGCGGGAGUGCAACAAGGAAAGACUGUCUCAGGCUUGCUUUUUUCCUGCAUCCCAAGGCCGCUCGCAAUGAUGUGUGCGCUUCAAUUGACGCAAUAGGAAAUACUCAUGAUAACAGUAACCAUCAGCGGCCGCCCACAAUGACAUUGUAACGACCAGGACAGCGUCUGAAUAAUAUAUCUACUCCACCACUGAAGAAAAGAGGAUUAGUCAAUGAAAUUCGCUACACACAGCCUCGACCCCUACCGCCGCAUCCUGGGCCGCAUCACCAUCCAUCUCCGCGACGACCACAUCGCGCGUUCCCAAAUCUCGACGUCAUCGACGCCGGCGCUCACGCAGCCGCCACCUGCGACGCCCUUCCAGCACGUCUCCUCUCGGCUCCACCUCCUCGACCGCGUCCACGACCUUACCAUGUGGGAUGCCAAACCUCCACCCUUCUCGGCGCCCCCCGGGGCGGACCUCCCAAAGCCGCAGCAGCCGCCCCCUCCCGUCCUCAGCCUGGCCUACAUGCAGACGCACCCCCUGUCUUAUGUCCUCACGCACCCGCCCUUCGUGCUCUUCUCCACCAUCAUCGCCCUCCUGGUCUACGUCAUCGUUCAGGAGCGGCGGCACCGCAAGGAGCUGGGGCUGCUGAACGCCCUAGUCCGGAAGCUGGGCCGGGACGGCGACCUUCUGGUCCAGGCCCUCCAGAUCAACGAAGAGCGCGUCGAGAGGCUUGGCGAGGGCGUCGACAAGGUGGAGGAUGUGGUGCUAGAGGUGUCGAGGUGCGUCAGGGAGGUCUUGGGGGGCGGCGCGAGGAUCACGACGGCGAUGCAGGGGCGUGGUAGAAGUAAGGAAGAAGGGGGAAGAGGACCGGGCGUGGUCGACGGGGAUAGGGAUCAAGGGUACGAUACCGUGGAUGAGGAUGCCAUGACCGUCAGGGUUGAGGACGAUGAGGCUGAUGGCGAUGCUAAUACACGCUAUGGGUACGCGGGGUCGACGUAUACGGCCAGGGACGAGGACGAGGACGAGGACGAGGACGAUGCCGAUUGGGAGACGAGGACGGCGACCACGGAGUUGGAGCCAAGAGGACGCGGAGGUCAGUGGGAUGGGAAGAGGCAUACAAAGAAGACAUGGUCGAAAGGCGACUGGAAGGGUUUAGAGGUAUUUGGUUAAUUUCGUAUUGAAAUGGAAUGUAUCGGUCACUUUCAGGGCGUACUAUUCAGCUUUCACUCAAAGAGAAGAUUCCAGCAAACGGUCAUAUAAGUAAUCUGGUUACAAGGGGCAAAAAAGAACAAGAAAAAUUGCAACCCAGAUGUUUUUCAUUGGUGAUAAUUAGAUAGCACGCACAAGGCAACCUUGGUAUAUACAAACCAUGAAUGAGGCGAUUAGUG